GGAAGGGAGACAGAGAAAGAAGAAAGCAAGAAGCAAGGCAAGGAGGAAGGCGGCAAGCGUGCUCUGGACCCUGUGAACACCAGCAACUUAACCUGAUCCCGAGUGUUUAGCCAAAUUUAAAUAGCGUUGUUGCCGUGUGUAUCCCUCUUGUAUAACGGAAGAGACUAAAACCAUACUUGUCGUCGCCGAACGGGCAUCUGCAGCAGAAUGAAACCGAAGUGUUGCAUUUGCUUCCUGAACUAUGACAUGGACAACUACCGUCCCAAAUGCUUACCCUGUGGCCAUACUAUUUGUCAAGAUUGUGUGUUGAAUCCUGCCUUGGAGAGAAAGUGCCCAACGUGCAAGAAGGACGUAACCUGUGACCCAAGCGACCUCCCUGAUAACUUUCUCGUGAUCCAAAUGAUGGAGGAUGAAGACUCACAAUCCUGCAAGAACUCUAGGACCGAGGACCCAGUGCUGGAGCAGCUGCAGCGGGGCGCGGACGCGGGGCGGAAGGUGGUGGAGAUGCUGCGGCUGGUGGUGCCUCAGGCGGUCGAGGUGCUGAACCGCCAGCUGGAGUCGUCGUUCGCCCAGCUCGGCCAGGUGGAGAAAGCCCUGGAGAGGCGGGUGCAGCGGGAGGCGGCCGGCGAUGUGGGCACCCCGUCGGACGCCGUGGAGGAGCCGCUGCAGCUGGCGGAGCAGCUGGAGGCCAGCCACCGCCUGCUCACCUCCACCAAGUGCACCGUCACUGCCGAGGAGGAGGGUGGCUCGUCCUGGACGGCCUCUGUGCAGCCCGGCGGGUGCGGCGACAUGCUGCGCGUCCUGCUGCUGCAGCUGCGGGCGGACGGCCAGCUGGGAGAGGUUGACGACGACGCCACCGUUCUUGCCACCCCUGCCUCAGCUUACGUGGGACCGCCGUCGUUUUCCGCCCUCUCGAUAAGUGAACACGUCUCCGGUGGUCGUUUAAACGUGAACGAAAUUCUUCAAACCGCCGAGGAGCAAUGGGACGUUCCUCGCAGCCUGCUGGACUUGCAGGGCGAGGGCGCUGACGACCUGCUACGUGUCGUUGGGGCGAACAUCGUGGAGCUGAAGAUCUCUGGUGAUGCUGAGCCGAAAGUCAUGGUUGAGGUGGAGAAAUUAUCGGCACUCAAGUAUCUGGAGGUAGCAUGCGCCGAGGGCCGCGAGUACCCGGAUCUGCCGUUGCAGCUGGAGGAGCUCGACAUAUGUAAUAUAACCGAGAAUCAGCUGCGUUGUGUCCAGCGCAUGCCCGGGCUGAGCAGCUUGCAGAUACACAGUUACCAUGGUCCGAACAUGACUCUCCCCCCCUCGCAGUAUGGCAGGCUGCUGUGGCUCGGCGUGACCUUCGAUACUGACCACAAGUCGACCAUGCUGUCACUUAUCCGCGCCAAUGCCUCCUCUCUGCGGGAACUCCAUGUUUGCUGUGCCCCCUGUGCCGAAACUGACACGGAGUAUUACUUCCCCGAUCUGGGCCAGGAGCUCGCGCCACUGGGCUUGCGAGUGCUGCGGCGCCUCGUCCUUGCACGUCCUGAGGCAUCCUGGGCCUCACACCCUUUCGCUAAAUGUGUGCUGCAGCGGCGAGCUGUUCAAAGCUUUUUCCCCAAGUCUGUUGAAGUGGUUUGCGGGUUUUGUCACACACCGGCAUUAUUCUAGCUUAAUGACCUUAAUAGGUCUUGUUCCUUGCAUACUGAAAUGAUAUCCUGUACUAACUGGAAGAUAUGUUAAGCACCCACCUCCAUAAGGAGAAUUUUUUAAAAACUGUUUUAGAAUUGUCACUAUGCCAUUGUAAGCCCUCAGCACAUUAUUGAAGUCCAAUCUUCUAAAAAUAAAUUUUUAAAAGGUUGAA
This is a messenger RNA of Frankliniella occidentalis (western flower thrips), 1843 nucleotides long. RefSeq lists its product as uncharacterized. The record is from RefSeq and is a predicted model, not a curated record. The coding region runs from base 208 to 1650 and encodes 480 amino acids. The transcript is spliced from 4 exons. Gene Ontology annotation, molecular function: ubiquitin protein ligase activity. Gene Ontology annotation, biological process: protein ubiquitination. Lineage: Eukaryota; Metazoa; Arthropoda; Insecta; Thysanoptera; Thripidae.